Molecule: messenger RNA, 558 nt
Organism: Penaeus monodon (black tiger shrimp)
Lineage: Eukaryota; Metazoa; Arthropoda; Malacostraca; Decapoda; Penaeidae
Exons: 1
Coding region: 122-466 (114 amino acids)
Source: RefSeq, a predicted model, not a curated record
AUUUGUCCUGUCAUCCUCGAAUAUGUGGUUUAAGUGAGCAAAUCAGAUAAAAUGUCAUGGCAUAAUUUCCAUAUACCAUUUCAAACCAGUUCAAAUAUAAUGCAACCCAUAUCUUUCCAGAAUGGCUCGUAACGUGGCAGUGACCUCCCUCCUCGUGAUUCUGUGCCUCGUAACAGCAGUUGCUGGACACAGAAACUACGAUUUUCGUGGACAUAGACCUCUUGGUGUCCACAGCAGUGUCUAUCCAUCCGCUAGUAUCCACGGAGGUAGCGCUCAUGGCCUAGGACUCGCAGGCUCUGGCAUCCACGGUGCUGGAUCCUUCAACCCCACUCAUUUCCCUGGCCUUGUGCCUGGUUUCGGCUUCCACCUCAACCAACCCGCAUCCGGUUACAACAACUGCAAGUACUGGUGCAAGAGUACCUAUACUAAACAGUACUAUUGCUGCCAACAGUCUUAUUAUGGUUAGAUCACUGUUCACUUUUGUAUUGACUGUGUUGUUGACGAACUGAUUUGUCUCUUAUGUUGACAAAAUCAUGUGCUGCCUCUCUAAAUAAAAUU